UGUUAUUGUUGUCGUGAGGGAUGCUGUAGUUAAUGGCUAUAUUGAUUAUUUUACUGGCACUGCCUGAAACAUAACCUAUAAUACCAUAAUACUUUUAGGCCGCGUUUUAUUUGAAGUAUUCCACUGCAUUGUAUAUUAAUAGGCCACUUCGUGCACAACUGCGCGGUUUGGUUCUCCCUCUCAGUUAGCUAACGUUAGCGAAUCUAGUAGCUAGAUUGCUAGCUAAUGUUUGUUAACGUUAGCAAGUUCGCUGCAAUUAAGUUCCACAUCAAAGACAACGAAGCUAGCUAGCUAGGUAACUUGCUAGGGUGUACAGGUGUUAUUGAACCGCGGGCGGCUGAAAAUGACAAACCUCUGCCAAAAGGGCAAGUGGGGCCAUGAAUCAGAGGGAAGCACGGUGAGAGAGGACACUCGGGGGGGCAUGAGGCGAUAAAAACGGAGAAAAGGAUGAUUUCGCGAUACACCAGGCGGCCGGUAACGCACAGUCUUGAGAUUCGUGGCUUAUCCCGAAGCCACCUUGACCAUCACCCUCUCCCAGAAGAGGUAGAAGAUGACUUCCUCCCCCAGCACCUCCUCCAUGACCUUCAGGAAGCUGUCUCAACUUACAACAGCUCAGAGACGACGUCUGCAGCCUCUAACCGAUCAGACUCUCCAACGGUCACCACUGGAAACACAACGCGGGCCUGGUCUGGGAUCCACAGCUACACAGGGACAGGCAUCUCUACAGAGAGGAGCUCUGUUUUCUCCUGGGGCUAUGAUGAGUUUGACAAGGCGGCGUCGCAACAGGUGCAGCAAAUGUUUGAGGAGAUUGAUGAGGAGCUUUAUGAGGGGCGGGGUGGGGCGCAUCUACUGGGGCUGCAAGAUGAGUGUCAUCAGUGGGCAUUCAGGUUCCCUCACUUACGGAUUCUGGGUAGUCAGCUGGUGUGUCCCAGUGACGAGGGCUUUCAGUGGUACGCAAUCUCAGGGAAGGGGCCCGGGACACCCGCCAGCACCACUGCAGCUGGACAGAAGGACAGCAGUAGUAGCAAGCCCCAGGAUAAGGACAAGCCCGGCCCCAGCACAGAUCUGUGUGUGCAGGGGAGAAGGGCUGUGCUGUCCAGGCCCUGUGUGGCAGUUGACCACCCCCCUGGCACUCCCAGUGGAUCCAGAGGUCAUGACAGGCCCAAGGUGAUCGAGGCUGAAGGCCUGGUGGAGGAGUACCUGGCCUUUGACAGCAGGGACCUGGAUGAUGAGUGGGAGCAGGGGUGGGUGGGGGCUGGUCGGCGGAGGUACUGCCUGCCUCCUGUGUCUCCCUAUCGCUGUCGCAGACAGGCGGCCCUGGACUUGCUCUUUGACGACGUGUGGCGAGAGCUGGUUGGCUGGAUGGAGGAGCUGGUCCGCAGGCAUUGGGAGGGCUAUGUCUCAGAUGAUGAGAAGACUGCAGUGAACUUCAUCCCAUCACAGUCUGAUGCUGAGAAUCCUUUCCUGCUUCUGUCCACACAUCCCACCCUUCUCCCCAGGCUAGGCCAGGUCAGGGUGCCCCAGCUAACAGGCAGCCUGCAACCCCAGACCACAAAAUCAAGGGUCUCAAAGCACAAGUCCAGACGGAAAUCCAAAAAGCAGAAAAAGCCAUCCACUGUAUGUAACUCUCACCCAGAGCCAAAAUGGCGCCGAUCGACGCCAUCCACAGCGUCCAGUCGGGUACCAGUAGGGGCAGCGGUGACGCAUCACAACCUCAACGACCUCAUAGUGAUCCACGGCAUCCCCCUGCAGCAGAGGAACCUGGGCGUGAUGGAGAGAGCUCAGGAUCCUGAGGAGAGGGUGGUGGUGACCCACCGGCCAGGGUCCAGUGUGAUUCCGUCCAGCAAGCCCCGUCCUCGCCGGGUGCUAGAGCAGAGCUCCUCCUCUCUGUCCCGUCCGCCCCAGUCGGCGCUACGCCGUAACCCCCCCCCACGCACCCUUCUGCCCUUGGUUCCCUGCCUGACACAGUUCAGUGCCGCCGGCUCCAUGGAGGAGGUCAUCCGUGGGACACGCCUACCCACAGCCAGUGACCGCCUGGCCUCGCCUCUGAUACCUCUGAGCAGGAACACACUCCUUCCCCCCAUCGGCACAGAAGAAGCUGAACCCACGCACUCUGGACAGCACUUCAGACCUACUCAGCGGCAUAGAGGCUUGUCCAGUCGUGCCCAUAGUGCUGUUACAGAUGAAGCUGGUUGUUUGCUUCCUCGGGAUCGGCUUCAUCAAUUGGACGUAUUCUCCCGUCCCAACACCACCCACACCUACAGGUCAGACACCCCUUACCGCCGCUCCUUCACGGUGCUGGACAACAUUGGACAGGGGCGUCCUGGCAGAGAAUCUUUGGGUACAGACUCUUUGGGCAUUGGAGUGAUGGGCAUCAGUCUGGGCAUCAGUCUGGGUAUCAGCAGUUCCUCCUUCCUGGACUCCUUCAUCCACCACCCUCUGGGCCACUCCCCCAUCAAGGAUGAGGAGGAGCCUGACACACAAGCCCCUCCCCCAGCUGUACUGGUGCCUGUGUCAGUCCCAGCACGCUCCUACAGCCGGGGGGGCUUCACAUCCCGCAGUAGCAGACCUGGGUUGUAGUCCCUUCAACCAGUUGUCACUAGUUAACACAGCCACAAAGUCUUAAUUAUCAUUAAACCCCACCCAUUUCUACAAUUUCUCUUCUUACAAUAUGAUUUUAAACCUAACCACACUGCUAACCAUAUGCCUAACUUUAAAGUGAAAAGCUAUACAUUGUUUGCUAAUUUUGACUUUGGCUGUGGAAUUUGGCUUUGUGGCUGUGUUAUCAACCUCGGCCGCCUCCACCAACCACCUCAGCACGGCAGGAUGCAAGGCCCUGCUGCCACUCCCAACGGGGCCUUCAACAACACUUUAUAUAACAAAGAACAUUUCUACAUUGUACUGUUAGGUGAUUUUACUUGAUGCUUUUUUUGUUUUUCUAGAGCCCUAUUUUUGUAUGUUGGAACUCUGCUUACCUGGCUGCCAAAGACAGUAACCCGUCUCAUUAAACCUAUCUGUAUGUAUGUAUGUAUAUUGUUUAUGUUCUCUGAUCUCUAUACUCUUAAAUUCUUCUAUGCAGGGAAUGAGUCAUUCUAUGAAAAUGGUGGCUUUUUGACCAGCCAAUAAAAAGUUUUUACAAAUUAGUCAUAAUAGUUAAUGCCGUAACAAUGUUAAUGAAAAUAAAUGACAGCAUAUUAUUUUUUGUAUAUUACAUUAAAAUGUGUGUUGCCUUUGUCA
Oncorhynchus tshawytscha (Chinook salmon) is the source of this 3237-nucleotide messenger RNA. Its product is annotated as protein FAM149B1. NCBI's taxonomy places the organism in Eukaryota, Metazoa, Chordata, Actinopteri, Salmoniformes, Salmonidae. The coding region runs from base 448 to 2580 and encodes 710 amino acids. Gene Ontology annotation, biological process: cilium assembly; protein localization to cilium. The transcript is spliced from 16 exons. The record is from RefSeq and is a predicted model, not a curated record.